UUUUAUUUUGCGGUAAUGAUGCAACUAACACGAAAUUAACACAAAGAAGCCAUAGCUUCCUUCCAUUGGAGAAUCAUUAAAUAAGACAGGUCCUAGUGCCAUAAGCCAUGGUCAUACUCUCUCUCUCUCUCUCUCUCUCUGCAUGGAAAUGUAUCUGAUAUAACCACAACAACGGUUAAUUUGCCUCCUCUCCCACUUCAACGCCAAGCCUUUCGAUAGAUCCAUCAAAGCCUCCUUCUCUACGUCCAAGGUCUUUGCUGCAGACAUGCCCAGAUCCUAUUUAGCCAGAGGGCUCAAGUUUAUUGCUGAUGAUGUGUUGAGGAAGCAAGGAAGAAAUUAUUCAACUGGUGGUUGCAGAAGGCUAGAAGGCAAGGUGGCUUUAAUAACAGGAGGUGCGAGUGGCAUUGGUAAGACCACAGCCCACGAAUUCAUCAAGCAUGGAGCACAAGUCAUAAUCGCUGACAUGGAUUCACAAAUUGGUCCACAAGCUGCCAAAGAGCUGGGUCCUGCAGCCCACUUUGUCCAGUGCGACGUCACAGCGGAAGCUCAGGUGGAAAAGGCGGUGAUGAUUGCCAUGGCAGACUACGGCAAACUUGACAUCAUGUACAACAACGCGGGGGUAGCAGGGCCAUCUUUUCCACCGAGCAUUGCAGACCUUGAUCUAAAUGAAUUCGACAAGGUCAUGCAAGUCAAUGUCAGAGGCACAGUGGCGGGGAUAAAGCACGCCGCACGAGCGAUGAUACCGGCAGGCUCAGGGUGUAUUCUCUGCACGUGUAGUAUCAGUGGACUCAUCGGCGGGGCUGGCUCGCAUUCCUACUCAGCGUCAAAAUCUACAAUCCCUGGGGUUGUCAAGUCUGUGGCCAGCGAGCUAUGCAGGAAUGGCAUUAGGAUCAACUGCAUUUCACCGGGUCCGAUUCCGACCCCACUCUCCUUGGCUCAGAUAGGCCUGAUUUAUCCACGCGCCACCCAAGAACAGUUGGUUGAGAUCGUGAAUGGGCUAGGGCAGCUGGAGGGGGCUAAGUGUGAAGAAGCAGAUGUGGCCGAAGCUGCUCUGUAUUUGGCAUCAGAUGAAGCAAAGUACGUAACUGGGCAUAACCUUGUUGUGGAUGGAGGGUUCACCUGCUUUAAAAAUCUUCCAUUCCCUUCUCCUCAUGAGAUUCUGUAACUGAUAUCUUCCAUUUUCACACCUUUUGGCUUGAUCAUCAAUCAAUUUGAGCUCUUCUUCUUCUUU
Messenger RNA from Populus euphratica (Euphrates poplar), 1231 nucleotides. Its product is annotated as zerumbone synthase-like. NCBI's taxonomy places the organism in Eukaryota, Viridiplantae, Streptophyta, Magnoliopsida, Malpighiales, Salicaceae. The coding region runs from base 266 to 1165 and encodes 299 amino acids. The record is from RefSeq and is a predicted model, not a curated record. The transcript has 3 exons.